This is a messenger RNA of Paramuricea clavata, 375 nucleotides long. The record is from the annotation of a GenBank genome assembly. Lineage: Eukaryota; Metazoa; Cnidaria; Anthozoa; Malacalcyonacea; Plexauridae.
GGUUUUAAAAGAGCGCAAGAAACUACAGUGGCUUCUCCAUCAAGUCAUCACUUCACGUCACUUCAUCAAACUAAAUCAAGCAAUCACAAGGAGGACACUAAGAACAAUAAUACUGUACAAACGGUCUCAAGAACGAAACAAACUAAUCAAGAACAACAGAAGAAGAUGCAACAAGGAGCCGACUAUAUCACGGCAUUUAAGCUCGGCAAAGACAUUUCUCGCGCGUCCACUAGUACCUCGAGCACUAAGAGGCUAAGAGAAGAUAGGAGAACACAGCUCUCUACAAGUAGGCAUGACAAUGAUGAGAAACUCACACCUGAGCGUGACGGCUCGUUAGCUAUGCAAGAACCAGUGUUUCUUCCACCAAUUAAGUAG